AUGAACGACAAAGAUGAAUAUUGUUCUAUUCUUUGUCUUGAUCAAGGCGUUUCCUAUACCAAAGCCAAGGCCAAUGAUACGCUAGAUAAUUUCUUAAAUAAAGCACGCAAUGACUUUGGUCAUGCGGCUUUAUUUAGCCCACAUGUAAACAAGAAUAUCGAUGAAACUAAUUUCAUGGUUUCACCAAUUGUCACUAUACAAGUAACUAAGUUUGAAUGUGGUGGACUCGCUAUAUCAACCAGUAGUUCACAUCCUGCAAUGGAUGGUUUCUCAAAUUUUCAAUGUACUUCUGAGUGGGCAAAAGUGUGUAGAAUGGGGACUCCAAUUGACAAGAUUAAUUUUUUAAGCGUCAAUAUGGGUGAUAUUUUUCCAACAAGAGAUAUAAUAGGACUUUUCAAGUCAACCCCUAUUCCAGUUAUACAACAAGAUAUUAUUGUCAAGAGAAUUGUCAUCCGUGAGGCUGUUAUUGCAAGGCUAAGAAAAAAAUGCAUUGAUGAAUCAUGUGGAACUUUGACUUUUCAACCUUCAAGGGUUGAGAUUAUUACAGCAAUCCUAUGGAGGGCUUUUAUCUGCGCUACAACAAUUAUAAACGGGAAUGCGGUGAAUAAAAUUGUUGCUUCAUGUAAAAAAGCUAAUUCACCAGAUGAAAUAGUGUCAACGUUGGUUAAUUCAUAUAAUGAAAGUUUUCGAUCACCAGAGUGGGGAGGUAACGAUGAAGUUGACAAAGUUAUGUGUACAAGUAUCUGUAAGUUUCCUGUGCACGAUUCUGAUUUUGGUUUGGAAAAACCAAACUUAAUAUUUUUCGGAAUGAAAGACACACAAAUGUUUUGGUUGCAUGAUAUUGGACCUGAAAUUGGUGUUCAAGUGGACUUGAAGGAAAGUUGUAUGCAGUUAUUUGAUCUUGAUGAUGACAUCAAAGAUCUCAUCUUUAUACGUGAUGCAAAACUAUAA
Solanum tuberosum (potato) is the source of this 951-nucleotide messenger RNA. RefSeq names its product acetyl-CoA-benzylalcohol acetyltransferase-like. The transcript is spliced from 2 exons. Bases 1 to 951 code for a protein of 316 amino acids. The record is from RefSeq and is a predicted model, not a curated record. NCBI's taxonomy places the organism in Eukaryota, Viridiplantae, Streptophyta, Magnoliopsida, Solanales, Solanaceae.